ACCUAUUUCAUUUUUCAUAGCGCUGUAGUGUUCGAUAUGGUCACUAAACUUUAAGAAAAAUAUUACAUAAAUAAUUACGGUUCAGAUUUAUAUGUAUGAUAGUGCAGUGGAUUGGUGAAAACAAUAUUGUUGAGGAAUAUAUUUGAUACAGCUAUCGAAAUGACUUUUUGUUAAACUAUUGUGGUUUUUGUGUUCAUACAUAGUUAAUACUAGAAGAUGGAUAAGCUACUAAUAUUCUGUGCUCUGUGGUCAAUAAGCCAUGGAGCUUAUAUGAGUAGAAUGUCAUCUAUAAGCCGGUUUCGGGGACCAACAGCAUUUCGACCGGGAGUCAUCCUGCAAAGACCCAACAUCUUUCCGCCAAGGAUGAUGCCAGCGUCGCAUCGAACACCUUUUGUUGUGUACAGGAAUCUUCCACAUAGAUACGCAAUAAAACCAAUGGCUCCAGUAACAACACGAAACGUCUUUGGAAUACCAUGGAAAACCACAGCUCGUAUACCCGUGCCGGUGCCAGUAACUCCAGAAUACGAUUUCGCUAGAACUGCAGCCUCUGCGCAACCGGUGAUUCGGACUGACGGUGCGAUCCAUACUAUACCAGCGCCGAAUCUUAGUUUGUCAGAGAAACCCAUUGUAGUGGCCGAAGUUUUGACGUCCGAAAACAGAGAUGCUAACAUUCCUGCUGAUGGGGUAAAAUCAACAUAUGAGGUUACAGAAAAAAUUACAGAGAAUCCAACAUAUGACGUACAGGCCAAGAUCGAAACACCUACGGGAUUUUAUAAGUCGAACUCCGGGGUUAACUACGAAUUCAAAAACAACGAACCACCACAGCAGUAUAGUCCAGAAUAUGGACUUAUACAAGUACAACAACAAAUGUCUUCCAUUACACCUCAAGAGUUUACAGUUCAGAGAUAUAACGGAUUGCCAUCUCAUCAGGACUUAAUACAUUCUGGAGCAGAAGGAAUAAUUAUACCCCCAAACGCAUUAUUACAAUCUGAUCCACUGUUUUUACAAAAAUUGCAAACCCAACUAUUGCAAAGGUAUCCGGCAGUUGAAUUUAUUCCAUACAACCCAGCAAUACAGGCCCAAAUCCCGCCGCAUAAUCAAGAAUCACAACCAUCAUACUACUCGCAGAAUGAACACUUCAUAAAACAGGCUCCAAUGGCUUUCGUGCCCAGUGAUGGAAAUAGAAACAUAGUGCAGAGAGAAACACAAGAAGGAACCGUCCAAUCUCUGCCGCCACAAUCGUUUAUUCCAAGCAAUAUUACCGAAAAUCCUACAAUAGUGACAACUACAAAUCCCCCUGAAACAACCAUUUCAAAUGUAGUAACUGAGCCUCAAAUUACCACAACCACCGAAAGAAUUGAAGUUAAUUCAGAAAAUGAAAGAUCAAAUCCCAUUUAUUAUUCACAGAUAGGUCAAACCGGUAACAAUGAUAAAGUGAACAGUUAUUACUCAGCAAUCAACGAUAUAAAAGAGACAUCCCCCAAGGAGGAAGUUAACAAGAAUUUCGAUAAAAGCAUCGUAAAGUCUUCGGAAAGUACAACUAUAAUAGCAACUUCGCAGGAAUCUGAUGCGACUCAUUAUUUGGAUAAUAAAGAUAAACCAGAAGCUAAUGAAAUAUUACAUGUAUAUAAAAAUUUCAUAGCGUCUCCAUUUGAAAAGCCCGCAGAGUCUGUGAAUAUAGUUUAUUCUUUACUAAGAAGAACUUCAACAGCACCAACAGAAGAGAACAAAGAACAAAAUGUGACUACAACAACAGAAAAAUCAGUAGAAACAACUGCAAAUACGACUAAAGAUAACCAAAGGGAAAGAUCUCUUUUGAACAGACAACCCAUAAGAUUUACACUAACUGAGAAAAGAUCAGCAGAUAGCAAACCACAACAGGUGGUCAAAGCGAAAAUACCACCAAAAAGCAAACUUAUAUUCGACGAUAAGACUGGUGAACCCAUUUUACGAGUUUACGCAAGCUACGUCGAUAAUCCGGCUAGGAAAGAAGUAAUCACUCAAAAACUGACCAACAUGAGGCAUCUAAGGGAAGUGGUGCCGAAGAAGCAAGAAAACCCAGAACACUUCGAUGCCGCCACAGUAAAUGCUUUAGCAUCGGACGUAAAUCAGUUUGGCCAGAAGAUAAAAUCAAGAAAUGACGCAGCCAGACAAAUACUAUUAGACGAAUAUAAUUAAUAAAUUAAUUACUUCAAAUAACUCUUCUCUAACAUUGGUUAAUUUAUGUUUAAAUGAAAUAAUAAAUGGAAAAUUACUAACCUUCGAUUUAAAAAUAACAAAUCGCUCAUAAAAUAGAUAUAAAGUAUUUAUAAGAUGUAAAUAUUUAACUUUAAUAAAUAAAUAUAUUCCAAAGACUUUUCUUACAGAAAGAUUAUAUGCUGUUAAAGCUAUUAUUACUAUUAUUAAAUUCUUCAAUUAUUUUGAAAUAUUUUUUUAACAGAAUUUAUUUGAUAUUAAAUUACUCAUAAAUGUUCAAAUAUGUAACACAUUAUUGAAAGUAAAAUAGUCUUUAUCAUAAAUUUAUUACAGUUAAUUAUCGCCUGUGUUUAUUAUUUUAAUUACUUAAUAGAAUUGAGGCAUGUUUCAAAACAAGAUUUCAGAUAAAUGAAAUAUUAUUAAAUUUGUGUGUUAUAUAAAUUAUUUAUUCCUACUAACAGGUAUGAGGGAAAAUAAGGUAAUUUAAAUUGGUAUA
Molecule: messenger RNA, 2692 nt
Organism: Zerene cesonia (dogface butterfly)
Lineage: Eukaryota; Metazoa; Arthropoda; Insecta; Lepidoptera; Pieridae
Exons: 8
Coding region: 217-2178 (653 amino acids)
Source: RefSeq, a predicted model, not a curated record